CCACACUUGUCCUCAAGCUUUGUGUCCUUACUCCCUCCCCCUCCCCCACAGCCAGCCCCCUGUUCCUCUCACAUCCCAAGCUCUUGUUCUGCUGAAAUGUCGCUCUUUAGACUGGGAGCCUUCCCUGUGACAUUCCCCCGCCCCCAGAACUCUCUCCUGCAGGGAGCUUAUAACAAUGUGAACUUGUCACGUUCCCCUGCUGACAGGUUUCUUGUGUGAACACCAGGAGGGAAGGGACCUGUGUCUGUCCUCUUCCCUGGUGUCCUCAGAUCUAAGCACCUGCCGAGUGGAUGAAUGGAGUACGUAUGACUGAAUGAGCGCGUCCUUGACUUAGCAACUGCAGUGUGAUUCUGAGCCACUUAGCUCUCUGGGCCUCGCCUUCCUCCACCCCGCCCCCACCACCCCAGCUGAGGGGAAUUGGGCAAAUAACAUCUUGCCCCCGAAGCUGGGCGGAGUGAUCCAGCUCACUUCCAAGUCCGAGCUGCGUCCUCUCCCUCCAUGCACGCUCGGCCUAGCUUGCGCCCUGGAUUCCCUCCCUCUUCAGCCGCCCACACAGCACUUCUCCCAGCCCCACCCUGCCCAGCCCCUCCCAGGUGCCUGCAGCGGAGCAGCCAGCUCCCACAGCACCUCGGACUCCGGGCGGCACACCAUGGGGGGUCUAAGGCCCUGGGCCAGGUAUGGACUACUGGUUGUGGCCCAGUUGCUGGUCCUGGGGCUUGGGGCAGCGGUGCUCCAGGCCCUGGAGGGGCCUCCAGCACUCCGGGUCCAGGCCAAGCUCAGGGCCGAGCGGGCCACUUUCCAGGAGGAGUACGGGGCCUGCCUGCCACCUGGGGCACUGGAGGAGCUGCUGAGCACCGUCCUGGCAGCCCAGGCCCAUGGGGUCUCCAGCCUGGGCAAUGGCUCAGAGGCCCGGAACUGGGAUCUGCCCUCAGCCCUGCUCUUCGCUGCCAGCAUCCUCACCACCACGGGUUAUGGCCACAUGGCCCCACUAUCGGCAGGUGGAAAGGCCUUCUGUGUGAUCUAUGCAGCCCUGGGGCUACCUGCCUCCCUAGCUCUUAUGGCUGCACUGCGCCACUGCCUGCUACCUCUGCUCAGCCGCCCAGGUGCCUGGGCUGCCAACCGCUGGCAGCUGGCACCGACCACGGCUGCGCUGCUGCAGGCAGCUGGACUGGGCCUGCUAGUGGCUGGUACCUUCGUGCUCCUGCCAGCACUGGUGCUGUGGGGCGUGCAGGGCGACUGCAGCCUGCUGGAGGCCAUCUACUUCUGCUUCAGCUCACUCAGCACCAUUGGCCUGGGGGACCUGCUACCUGCCCAUGGCCGCAGCCUGCAUCCAGUGCUUUACCACCUUGGCCAGCUUGCUCUUCUCGGUUACUUGCUCCUGGGGCUCCUGGCCAUGCUGCUGGCCGUGGAGACCUUCUCAGAGCUGCCACAGGUGUGCGCCAUGGUGAAGUUCUUCGGGUCCAGUGGCCCUUUGACCACUGAGGACCAAGGUGGCAUCCUGGGUCAGGAUGAACUGGCUCUGAGCACCCUGCCACCCUCAGCUGCGGCCCCAGCUGCACCCUCAGAACAGGCCCCAGCUUGCUGACAGGUGGCAGGUGAUGGAGAUGAGCUCCUUUCAGGUGGAGAAGCCUGAGGAGGAAGCAGUGUGAGUGGUUGGGGAAGCUUCCGCAGAGGGGAGGGGGAUGUGAGGACCUCAGGGAACGUGUUAAUAAAAAAUAAAAUGGGCAACAACC
Equus caballus (horse) is the source of this 1733-nucleotide messenger RNA. It is a transcript of the gene KCNK7, whose product is annotated as potassium two pore domain channel subfamily K member 7. Gene Ontology annotation, cellular component: plasma membrane. The record is from RefSeq and is a predicted model, not a curated record. Gene Ontology annotation, molecular function: outward rectifier potassium channel activity; potassium ion leak channel activity. NCBI's taxonomy places the organism in Eukaryota, Metazoa, Chordata, Mammalia, Perissodactyla, Equidae. Gene Ontology annotation, biological process: potassium ion transmembrane transport; stabilization of membrane potential.